AUGGCAUCGUCUCACCCGCAAGUCCAAAUCCACCGUCAGUCAAUCGAGAACAGGGACGAGUUCUGGCUCAAGGCUGCCCGCGCUAUUCACUGGCACAAGCCUCCUACUGUCGCCUAUGGUCGCAGCAGCAACCCCAACGCUGGCUAUCUCGACCCUCAGGGUCACACCUGGUUCCCCGACGCCCAGCUCAACACGUGCUACAAUGCCCUCGACUGCCACGUCUACGCACCUGCCAAUCCCUCUGCCGCACCUGUUACCGUCUCGCCCGACACCCCGCACCUCGCACUCUCCCCCACAGCCCACAGAGUUGCCUUCCACAACGUCUCGCCUCUUUCGUUCCAAACACAACAGUCUCGCUCUGUGACCUACUACGAGCUGCUCCAGCAGGUGCAGAUCGUCGCGGGAAUUUUGAGGCACAAAGGCGUGCGCAAGGGAGAUGCAGUGGUGAUCUACAUGCCGAUGGUGAUCGAGACAUCGAUUGCGAUGCUGGCGUGUGCUCGGAUUGGCGCGGUGCACUCGGUUGUGUUCGGUGGGUUUGCACCCAAGGAGCUGGCCAAGAGGAUCCAGGAUUCAGGCUGCAAGAUGGUCAUCGCUGCCAGCUGCGGCUUGGAGCCAAAGGGCCCGGUCGACUACAAACCGCUGGUCGACGAAGCACUCAAAGUGUCGGAGCACAAGCCCGAAUCAGGACUGCUCUUCCUCCGAAGACACACGAUCAAGGGCCACACACCAGCGCAGUGUGCAAGCGACGGCGGCAACGGUCCAGCUGGCCUGCCCGAGUGGGACUGGGAAAUCGAGAGCAAGCUCACUGCAGACAAGGCCGGCGGCAGAUCGCCCUGCUGGGAAUGCGUGCCCGUUGCGAGUGAAGACCCGAUCUACACGAUCUACACCAGCGGCACCACUGGCGCACCUAAGGGUGUUUGCCGCCUCUCAGGAGGCCACAUCGUCCAGUUGCGCUACUCGAUCGAACACAUGUUCGGUAUGAAACCCCACGACGUCAUGUUCUGCGCCUCGGACCUGGGCUGGGUUGUGGGACACUCGUACAUCCACUACGGCCCGCUCCUCCUCGGUGCCACUUCGAUCAUCUUCGAGGGGAAGCCGAUCAUCCCGGACGCAGGCAUUUGGUGGAGGAUCUGUUCGCAGUACAGGGUGACGCAGAUGUUUUGUGCUCCCACAGCGCUGCGCGCGAUUGUGGGGCAGGAUGCGGAUGCGAAGCUCAUGCGUGCGCCCGGAGUGGAUCUGAGGAGCCUCAGGACACUGUUCCUGGCUGGUGAGAGGAGCGAGCCGCAGAUCGUGGCAAAGUUCGAGAGGCUGUUGAAGGAGUUGGCUGCACCUGGCGCUCAGACGAACGACAACUUUUGGUCGAGCGAGUCCGGGUCGCCUAUCACGGGCUUGAUGAUGUCGUCGGCAUUCGGGCCACUGCCGGCACGCCCUGGUAGCGCUGGCCUGCCUAUGCCAGGCAUGGACGUCCGCAUCGUCGAUGACAAUGGGCGGGAACUGCCCCGUGGUCAGAUGGGCAACCUGGUUCUAGCGACUCCUUUGGCACCCUCGUUCCUCGGCGGUCUAUGGCGCAACCCGGACCGCUUCUUCUCGUCCUACUUUUCCACCUUCGCGUCCAAGGGCGGCUGGUUCGAAACCGGCGACCAGGGCGUCAUCGACCCAGACGGCUACGUCUCCGUCCUCGCGCGCAGCGACGACAUCAUCAACGUCUCGGCCCACCGCCUCGGCACAGGCCUCAUCGAGCAAGUCGUCACUUCCCACCCGGACGUGAUCGAAUGCGCCGUCGUAGGCGCGCCGGACAAACUCAAGGGCCAAUCACCCUUCGCCAUCGUUGUCGCGCACAGCAGGGUGGCGGCUGCAACGGGGGCCGAGUCGCACAACUCGGCGCAGAGCGAGUCGGCUAAGCAGAUGCUCAAGAGCAUCAAUGAGCACGUGAGGAAGGAAAUGGGUCCGAUUGCACAGCUGAGCGGGCUGAUCGAGGCGCAGAAGCUACCCAAGACCCGGAGCGGCAAGACGCUGAGGCGGAGCCUGAGGCAGGCUGUGGAGAAUGCUGCUGCCGGUAAGAGGAAUGCACCUGUCGACUUCCCUCCGACCAUCGAAGACAAGGACGUUAUCGACACCGUACGCACAGCCAUCGAGCAGUACUUUGACGCUCUCGAUCGACCCGCCACCACAGACUCGACCUCGAGCUCGACCUCGACUUCGACUUCGACCUCUUCCACUGUCAACACACCCUUGCCAACCAACGUCAAAUCCAGCAUGAAGGCCCUCCAGCUCGAGCGCCCCGAAGGCGAACCCAAGAAAGGUCAGCGCAACAUUGCCGCCGUGCGCGAGGUGCCCACGCCCAAACCCACGUCGGACCAGGUGCUGGUCAAGAUCCUUGCCGCCGGCUUCAACCGUCGAGACGAGUGGUCUAUGGUCAACGCCUAUCCUGGGCUGGUCUACAAGAACGCCACGAUGGGCUGCGAUGGUGCUGGUACAGUGGUGGCGCCCAGCGGAUUCCAGAUUGCCAACGAGCAUCCGGACAAGGUGGUGCUGCUGACGCCCACGCGCGGUUGGGACUCGGACAAGGACGGUCCCGAAGCCGAACUUCCUGGUCUGAGCGAUGAGCAGCGCACCAACGGGCUUGGCGGGAAAGGGUUUGGUAUCCUUGGCGCCACCAAGCCCACUAACGGCGUGGGGACGUUCGCCGAGUAUGUUGCUGUCGAAAAAAACCAGAUCGUCGCUGCCCCCAAGCACCUCACGCCAGAACAAGCCGCCACGCUCCCCUGCGCUGCCGUCACCGCCUACCGGGCGCUCUUCACCAAGGCCCAGGUGCGCAAAGGCCAAAACCUGCUCCUCACGGGCGUCGGUGGAGGAGUGGCAAUGCUCGCCCUCCAAAUGGCCGUCGCCGCGGGCGCCAAUGUCUACGUCACCGGUGGAUCGGCUGACAAGAUCGCCCGCGCCAUCAAACUCGGCGCCAAAGCCGGCACUGAGUACAAAGACGCCUCCUGGCCCUCCAAGAUCGCGCACCUGCUCCCCACAUCCCGCCCCUACCUCGACUGCGUCGUCGACAGUGCCGGCGGCGAGAUCGCCGUGCAAGCCCAGAAGGCCGGGCUGAAAGCAGGCGGCAAGGUGGUCAUCUUCGGCAUGACCGCCGCACCCAAGUUGACGUUCACCAUGCGCGAGGUGCUCAAGAACAUCGAGGUGCUCGGCUCCACCAUGGGCAGCGCCCGCGAGUUCGAGGAGAGCAUCAGGUUCAUCGAGAGGCACCGCAUCGUGCCUGUGGUCGACACGGUGCUCGACGGCCUCGACAACGCCCAGCGCGGGUUCGAGCUGCUCGCCCAGGCCGACAAACGCUCCGGUGGAAAGGUGGUCGUCAAGGUCGCACAGUUGGAUGCCAACAAGAGCAAGCUGUAG
Messenger RNA from Sporisorium graminicola, 3396 nucleotides. RefSeq lists its product as uncharacterized. NCBI's taxonomy places the organism in Eukaryota, Fungi, Basidiomycota, Ustilaginomycetes, Ustilaginales, Ustilaginaceae. The record is from RefSeq and is a predicted model, not a curated record. The coding region runs from base 1 to 3396 and encodes 1131 amino acids. The transcript has 3 exons. Gene Ontology annotation, molecular function: oxidoreductase activity.